UGGCAGAAAGAGCUUACGUAUCAAGCUUUUAAAGGCACAGUUGAAUCAAUUGGAUUUUGUGGUUUCAAUUAUCUAUAUAUUUUUAGUUUUAUUGCAGACAAAUAGGUGGCUUACUCCCUCUACUCUCACACACUCUCACACUCUUCUCUACUCUGUAUAUCUUUAAAAAUCUAUAUAAACUAAAUGGCUUCUUACUUCCUACCUAAGUUCUGGGGAGGUUUUCAUAUUGGAUACCCAGAAUUGCAGAAGUUUUGCUGGUUUUUUCAACAUGCAAUGGGCCCCAAGUAAUUUUUUUAAAAGGUCUUUUCCUCAUUGUAAGUUUUGGUAGUUCUGCCCUUUUCCUUCCUGCCUGAUUUACUUAUUUCUCUAUAAAGUAUGUAAGAUAACUGUAGCUUUGCUAAAAGGUGAUUUAUAAUUCAUUAGAUUUCCUAGUUCACACUUCUAAAAGAUUAUGUCAUUGGAAGCAUUCCAAAGUUUUUCCAUUUUAUUAGUAAUAGAGAAAAAAAAUAGUAAACUAGUAACAAUUUCCACAUUGACAGGAAUAAAUGAAAUGUGAACCCUGUAUAAACUUCUGCAGUCUGGAGUUCUGGAGUUGUUUUCCAGCCUUGGCCUGCUAUAUAUUCUCUGUCAUGUGCUCUUAGGAACAGAAUCCAGAUCAGUUUACUUUCUAUUACAUAAUCUGAGUAGUUGUCACUGAGACUUAAACAUUAAGUAACUAUUUCCACCCAUAGGAGUCAUGUGUUGUGCGAGGAUAGAAGAAAAAUACUUUCCCAGUAUGUGAGAGAUGAUUCUUUUGGGCUGGGAUUUAAAUGAGUGGUAAGACAUAUACAAAAAAUACACUGGGCCAUAAUAUGGAGCAGAGAAGAGAGCCUAGACAGCUGGAUUCUGAUCACAAGAGCCCACAGUAACUUUCAUAAAGUUUACAAAAAUUAAUAUCAGCAGAAUUUCAAUUGGAAUCUAUUGCAUCUUCCUAAUGUCAAAUAUUCAGCUCAUAGAUGUAUGUGAAUAUUAUAUUCAGCAAUAAAUGAAUUAAAUAUUGCCACUUUCAAAUAAUGUUUAUGUAAAAAGAUACAAAUUUAGAUUUUGAAAAUAUUAAUUAGUGGUGCAGCCUAAGAAUAGGCUAGCUUUUCCCAUAAUUGAUAUUUUUUUUCCUGCAGAUUAGUAUUGAAAAAGAAUGGUAUUAAAAUGAAUAUCUGUUAUUGUUGAUAAUGGAAAAUCUGCUGCUUUCAAAAGAUUAUGCUAUUUAUUUUUCAAGCAAUAUUCAACAGCUGUGCAGAUAACUCCAUUAACACUGACUUAAAACCUUAGUUCUUCCAUUUAUAAAAUAUUACAACUGCAUGAAUCUAUAGCUCCCCACUUCCAAAUAUCAGAAUUCUUCAAAUACAUAUCAAACAAACAGCUCCAAAUUUACAUGACUUCUGUUCUGAGAAGUCUUCUUUUUAAAAUUUUUAUUCAAUGUGAGUUUUAGAGAAGAUGAGUGUACUGAUGUAGUUGAAAGGCUAAUGUUACCAAUAUUGUUCAAUAUUGGUCUAAAAAGAAUUAUAAUAUCAAUCAUUUGUAAGUUGUCAAGCUGGUAACCACCAUACUUUAAUAUGUGGGAGUAGUGCUAGAAUUUAAGAGAUUAUGUGAGUGGUUAGAAAUUAAUAAGUUUAUCAAUACUCUUGGAGUGUAAGGAGCUAAGACUUUGACUUAUGAAGGGUUUAGCUGAGCUUAUUAAUAUUAGUUCUUUAAUGGCAGAAGAAAGUUUUAGGUUGGUUUUUUUUUUUUUGAAAAGUUGAUUAAUUUGGUGUUUUUUUCCAGGUCUGCAGAAUUUUUCAACAACUUCAGUCAACUUACUGUUAAAUCUGAUUAAUUCUUCAGACUGAAUCACUGGCAUUUUCAAUUUAGCCAUCAACAGUUGAUUUCAUUUCACUUCAACUUGGGCAGAGUGACAACCUCUUUAGCUUAUAUAUUGUAUUGACUGUCUUUUUGAAGUAAUUAAAACAGAAUUGCAAUCACUUUGGUUGGAAUUCAUGUCACCUAACUAUAUUCAUGUAGGUGUUUAGUCAUCUAGAGUAAGCCAGUCAUGCAGGUUUCCCUUAAAAACAGUGAAAAAAGGUAAUAACAGAAGACAUGAUGAAUGGAAAUACAACUCAUGGCUAUGGCUGUGAAUACAGAUAAUGGAUUCCCAGGAGAAUGUGGUAGUACAACAUAUGAAGUUCAAAAUAAAAAACAAAUAAAAAAUCAAACCCAGACACAAAAAUCAAAUUAAUUAUAAAUACUGAAUUAAUAUAUAUUAGUUUCGACAGAUUAUGUUAGUCAUCUCACUACUGAUUUAGGAAUGCUCCAAAUUUGAUUUCAAUGAUGUAAUAACUCAAAUAUAUUUACAAUAUAAUUUUCUCAGAUGGAGGUUUUGGCCGUAGUGCAAAUAGAAUUUUAAUUAGACUAAUAGCAUAAUUUAUAUGCUUUGCUUUUUAUAGGGAAGCAUCUUUCAGGACUCACUUCUGUGUCCGUAAUCCUAUUUUGAGUCUUCUAAGAGGAAGAAAGGAAUUCCAUGUCUAGUUGGAGAAGAGACAGAGACCAAAAAUGCCACCUGCAACAGGAGCACCAGAUUACCCACCUCCUGAUGGAGGCUGGGGAUGGGUUGUGGUCUUUGGGGCUUUUAUCUCCAUUGGAUUUUCCUAUGCCUUCCCCAAAGCCAUCACAGUGUUCUUCAAAGAAAUACAAGAGAUCUUCCACACAUCAUAUAGUGAGAUAGCUUGGAUAUCAUCGAUAAUGUUGGCUGUCAUGUAUGCAGGAGGUCCCAUAAGUAGCAUUUUGGUGAAUAAGUAUGGCAGCCGGCCUGUGAUGAUAGCAGGGGGUAUCCUGUGUUCUUUUGGAAUGAUUGCAUCCUCCUUCUGCAAUAGUGUCCUUGAGCUGUAUAUAUGUAUCGGUGUGGUUGGAGGUCUGGGUUUAGCAUUCAACUUACAGCCUGCCUUGACCAUGAUUGGCAAGUAUUUCUAUAAGAAGCGUCCCAUCGCCAAUGGAUUGGCAAUGGCUGGAAGUCCAGUGUUUCUGAGCACAUUGGCACCUCUCAAUCAAUUCCUCUUUAAUGCUUUUGGCUGGAAAGGAAGCUUUCUUAUUCUGGGAGGACUUCUUUUGAACUGCUGUGUGGCUGGAUCACUUAUGAGACCUGUUGGACCAAAGAAAGUCCCUCCUGUGAAAAAAGAUGUUGAAAAAGGCACAGGAGAUUCUGCCUUGCACAAAAACAACAAGAAGUCUUGUUGGCAAACUAUGAAUAAGUAUCUAGAUCUGUCCCUCUUCAAGCACAGAGGGUUUCUGAUAUAUUUGUCAGGAAAUGUCAUUAUGUUUAUUGGUUUCUUUGCUCCGAUAGUAUUCUUGGCUCCUUAUGCCAAGCACAAGGGAAUUGAUGAAUAUUCUGCUGCUUUUUUGCUCUCUAUCUUAGCCUUUGUAGACAUGUUUGCUAGGCCUUCCAUGGGACUUGUAGCAAACUCCAGGUUUAUCCGGCCAAAGAUUCAGUAUUUUUUUAGUUUUGCGGUCUUGUACAAUGGCGUCUGUCAUAUCUUGUGCCCUCUGGCAAAAAAUUACACUGGCUUGGUGAUAUAUGCUGUAUUUUUUGGGUUUGCAUUUGGAAUGGUUAGCAGUGUUCUUUUUGAGACAUUGAUGGACCUUGUUGGAGCUGCAAGAUUUUCCAGUGCGGUGGGACUUGUCACCAUUGUGGAAUGUUGCCCUGUGCUCAUAGGCCCUCCUCUAGGAGGUUGGUUAGUAGAUGUUACUGGUGAAUAUCAGUACAUGUAUUUUGUCUGCGGAGUAAUUGUGACUGUGGCCAGUAUCUGGUUGUUCAUUGGCAAUGCCAUCAACUACAGGCUUUUGGCAAAAGAAAAGAAGUUAGAAGAUGAGAAACAGAAAGCACAGAAGAACGCUGACCCAAAGGAAGCAGAACCAUUAACAAACAAUGAGAAUGAAGAUGCUUCCAGCAGAGCUGAUAAAGCCCUUGAAGAUCCAUCAGAAAGAGAAACCAAUAUUUAAUUUGAGAUAUAGCUCAGAAAGCAACAUUUAUGACUUCCAUUAGGAAUAUGUCUUCAAGACACAGGCCAAGUUUUGUGGUAAUAAUGAUCAGUCGCAAUAUUGGAUGGGAUCAUAUUUUUGCCCUAUGGCAAGACUCAAAGCUAAAUUACUAUCUACAGUUUAUUUGUUUCAUCGAUACAAAAUUGCAAUUACAGAGGUAGUGACUCAAUGCAAAUGAGUCCAUUAAAUUUUGACUCUGGACAAUCAAGAGUUAGAUAAACCAGGCUAUAAAGCCUUCCAAUGACAAACUCUUUUGUUUCUUAAGUGUAUCUAGUGCAAAAGUAUCUCCUACUCUUAUUUGGGAAGAUACUUGCAUUCAUCUUUACAAUGUGGUUAAAGUCUAUUGAAAUAAUCUGCCCAAAUUCUACUUACCAUUAGUAUUAAAGAGAACAUAAAGUCAAAGAUUUGUUUCAAAAGACACAUAAUACCUGACCGUAGAACACUGAAACAUUAUUCUCUUUUGUGCACCCACUAGAUAAAAAAUAUGGCUGCAUAAGCAAUUAUGGAUAUAAAAGUUAAGUGUAGGAGACAAAUAAUUGGUGAACACACCUCUAAAAUGUAAUAAAAAGCUGAUUUAUAAUAUAUUCCAGAAGUAGUUUCCUCCAGUGACAGCUGAUUACACAGUACUUCAACAUAUAUACUUUUGAAUACAAAGUAUGGUCACACUUUACUAAUUCAAACUAGCUGAAAUCUGCCUGUACAUAAAAGGUUUAAACCCAAGAUUUACAUAUCUAACAAGAGUGGCAAUCAGUUUGUUUGACUAUGUAUUCCUGUGUAGCUGAAGGAUCUGGAUCAGUCUGUGAAGCCAUUUUCCUAAAGGGACUAGAUUCAUAAUCUGCUGAUGUUAAAAGGAUACUAACCCUUGGCUUUUGUGGCCUUAAUGAGUUUCAUGACAAUGACUUCAAAGUAGAUGUUUGGCUUUAUUGUUUGAUGGUUUCUUGAGAGGAGAUUUAAGACCUACCUUCAGAUCUUUGCGGAUGGGUAGCUUCCCAGUUCCCACUUCCUUUUCCCAGCAAUUUAGUGAAAAGCUACUUAUUUUUUUGUAGUGCUGCUUUGAGCAAAAAUGCUGCAAGGCACCUUGACAAUGCCAGUCUGGAAGCUUUGUAUUGACACAUCAGUUUUAUGCAGGAUGUUUAGUCUUGUGUCUACAGUUUCAGGCACACCAUCAUAUAAAUUAAAAUGUACAAAAUUGUUCCUCUUCCUUUAGACAAAAAAAGGCAUAAACCUACAAUUUUACUUUACACAAAUCAUUUAGUACUGCAUUUGAAAGUUAAAAGUGCGGGCUUCUGAAGAUAAUAUGUGAAAUUAUUUCUGUUCUAUUUCUUGGUAAGGAAGGGUGCUAUUCAUUUUGGAGGGAUGCUUAUAAAUGCCUCAAAAAUUGUGAAAAUUAAGGGUCUGAUUCAUAAAACAUUUAUGCACUGUUUAUGCAGGAUACACCUACACUCAAUUCCAGGAAAAGAAUACUAUUCAUUUUAGUCCUCUUCUAAAUUUCAAAAUUUCAAAAAGUUGGAAAUAUAUUGGACAGACAGCUAACUGUGAUAAACACACUUUUAAGUGCCAAUAACAAAAUUAAAAACUCAAUAGUAAAAUCCAGUAGAUAUGGGAGGGCUUUUAAGAAAGUUAUUUCUUAAUAUUGAUAUGUUCAAUAUUAUUUUAAUUUUUCUUCUAAAAAUGUUGAUAGUGUUUGCAUCUGUUUUACUGGUUUAUCAUUUUAUAAAGUUCCACAGUAAUGCUGAUUUUUAAAAUUUUCUCAUCACUGUUUUGGGAAGAAACAUGAAUCUACUCUCAGCAUGGUACAGAAUUUAAUACCUACUUUUUACCUAGUUAUAUUCAGGAAAACCAAACUUCUCCAACAAAUCCUGUCAAUUUUUAGGAGCAUCAGAAACAAAAUAUAUGCAUUUCAGAGUUUUGGGAGAAAAUAUGUGUUGCAUGUUCAGACUGGAGCCGUGUACUGUGUAAAGGGGAAUGAUUCAGUCCCAGUAAAAUUAAAGUUCCUCUCCCAAGCCCCAGCUUUGGAGAGGAAGUAAAUCCAUUGCAUCUCCCUCUGAACCUUAGCCUUGCCAGCACCCUGUGACAUGAAGCAUUGCUCUCUUUUUGGCUGUACAAACAUAGUGAAUUCCAGGAGCUGUGAAGGCCUGUGUGCCCAUAGCCAGAAAGUGUUGAGUUUCAUAGACACUAAGCUUUCACACAGUGAGAAUUAUCAGUUAUAAAUACUGGAUUGUGAAAGAUGAACUGAAAUUUCAGCUGAAGAGUGGUCAUCAGGAAUAUCACUCUGCUCUUGAUAGCCACUGAUAGAAAUGCAGAGAUUAUUUGAAAAUAGAUUAAUACAGGAACUGAACCAAAAUAUCUGAGGUAAAAUUUUAGGUGCUUAUUGUUAUCUCUUUGCAAAAAAGCAGCAUGAUUACGAAUAAGGGUAGAAUACAAGUGUCAACUUUUGACUGAAGGCUGUUAAAAGUUGCUGUUAAGUAAAUAAGGGAUUCAGAAAAAUUAUGAUAAAAAGAAGUCUCUCAGGAAAUAUGCAGGCAACUUGCCUGUUCUAUGCAGGAUCUCAGAAUACAAAAUGAUAUGGCAUAGGAAAUAAGGGAAAAACAAAGAUCCUCGAGCCAUAGACACACCUGACCACUAGUAGAAAAAAUUAUCUCACCAUCUCAGAGGAAAUAAAAAUUUCUAUAAACAUUCUACAGAGAAUCUACCCUUUUAUCUCUGGUCCAUUAUGUUAAAAGGCAAUUGGAGUGCAAGAGUUGCUUUGCCACCAUUCACCAAUAUUCAUUUUUUAAUCCUAUAAGGCAAAAUGAUGUGGCAAGGCAACUAGAGUAAUAUAAAGUAGGAAGAGCCAAGUUAAACAUUUCCUUACACCUCUUUCAUUACUCUUUCUCUUAAUAAUAGCAACAAAAUAAAACCCAUCAGCAUACUCUUAAUACUACUGAAUAUUAAAGAAGUUAAAACCCAGAGAUGAGUGAAGAAAAUUGGAACUGUAUCUAUGCAAAAACUGCCUCGAAUUAAAAACCUGUGUCUUCCAAAUUACAGAGCAAUUGCCUAGUAUAGGUAGCUCAUUUCUAAAAGUAAUGAUAAUAAUAAAUUGCCUUGAAUCAACUUUAUUCUGAACAUCAGAGUUGCAAAAUGAGUAUAACUUGGUUUCAAACUCUUGAAUAUCACUCCUACUUGCGCUGACCUGUAAUUUGUACUGUAAAUCAUUUCAUCACUACAUUUCUGCUUUUGAGAUUAGACCUGGGUAUAUACAUAAUUCUCUGAAUUGCUCUGGUUUCUCUCAAUUACCUCACCCUCAGUUUGAACCAGUGAAGGGUCAGGAUUAAGACAUUCCCCUAAUCAGUGAUGAAGAAAUAUACUCAAACUUUCUAGUACAUGUGUCUCUUAUGCACGCUAAGAAUCUGGAGUCUCAGUCAGUGCAAGCAAAUCCUUAAUUGGUCUUGGUCUCAUUUAUGCUCGUGUAUACUUCAUUCUUUUAAUUUCUCAGCUACAGUAUUUCUAAGCCUGUUUGCCCUUUUACUCUUCUAGAAAAAAUAAUGCAAAAAAUUUAAAACUUGUAGGAAGGUGGAUAGCAUAAAUAAUAUUUUCCCCAAUUUUAUAUCAGGAUUAAAUUUCAAGUUGUUUUAAAGUGCACAACCAGAUAUUUCUCACUCUUUUGGGGUUUUUUACGUCAUAUAGUCUAUUACCUGGAGAAUUCUCCUGUACUGCCCUUUCCAACUCAAGAGAGACUCCUCAGUAAUAAUUUGCAGUACUGUUUCAGGAAUGUAAAAAAAUUUCACCCCUCCCUUCUCACCCCAUUGAAGUGUGGUUGCAAUUGUUGUUAAUUCUGUAUUUCCAGAAAAGCAUCUUUUUAUAUGAAAGACUAAAAUGCUUUUAUUUCAGGAGUUUGUUUUGUGAACUGUUUUGACAGAGCUAGGGAGAAUCUUAUUUCAUCUUGAAAAAGAUUUUUUUAAGUGAUGCUGUCAUUAUUGAGAGGAGGUAUAGCUUUACUUACUGCUGAAGUGAAUGGCAGCAAUUUCACUGACAUUGAUUCAAAAUUCACAUGAAUUUUAAUAGUCGUGUUGCAUAUCAGUAUCCACUGUGCUUAAAAAACAUUUGACAAUGUGAACAUGAUUGUUCCUCCCAGAGAAUUAUCAUUCCUUUUAAACAUUCACCGCCUCCACCCCCCCAUACUUCAUUUUUAACAAAAAAUUUGGACUGAGUAUGUAGUGACUUAUCUUUAAUUCUUUCUUGUUUUUUCCUGAAAUGACACGUUUUCCAUGUUCCCAAAUGCAACAUUUUUCACUUCCUUUUUCAUGUCUGGUUGUGAAUAUUAGUGGAGAGAUAUUACUGGGAUACAUAAGUUAAAGAGACCACAUGCAGCCAGAUUUUGGACUGCUAUCAAGAUUUCACUAAAUAAAGCCAGUUACUGCUUUUAUAGAUGAACAUGCUAUAAAUAACACUGACAAUUUUGCCUAUAACAUAAUUUAAUCAGGCAAUUUUUGUUAGUUUCUCUAUAGAUUACUAUUUUUCUACUCACAGAGAGGACUAUAAAGGAAAUUUUAAAAUAAUUAUUUUCAGAGAUGGCUUACCAGUUUUAACAAGGCUGUUUGGAUUUUUUUGGGGGUGGGUGCACUUCUGAUAUUUGUGCAAAUAUAUGUAUAAUGAAAGUGUUUGCAUGUACUAUCACAUUUUUUAUCAGAAUUUGCAUAAGCAUUGCUGUGUAAUUUUAACAUAAUUUGCAUGUUGUAGUUUUGCAGUUCAAAUUUUUCUCAUCAUCUACCUCUCAGUUGAAGUUUGGAGACUUGCACAACCCUGGAAGAAUCAAGUUAACAAUAUGCAUAAUGGUAAAAACUGUGCAGACUAUUAGAAAGUCUCCCAAAUACUAAAUACUAAAGCUGCUUACACUUCUGUUUUCAAGACAGUAUAUCUGUGACUACGUAUCAGUUCACAUAUCUUUAAUCGUAACCCAUACCUGUGAAGUAUUUGCAUCACUGAUCUGGUUUGAAAAUUCAGUGUGUCACUUAGCUAUCCAAAGUCUAAUGAUCAUUCUGUGAGAUGCUGGCCCACUAUUAUUUUUUGUUUUCUUACAAUUUCUGAGUUAGAGAAAUGAACUAAGUUAAUAUAUCCAAAGAGUUUAUAAAAUUAUUACAGAACAUUUUGCAUUUUGCAUCCCUGAAGAAAAAGUUGUGUUUCUGGGUUAGAAAUAAUAGAAAAUUUUAGCUUUCUUUCCCUUUUAUGGGGCAAUUGAAGGAAGUAGUCACAAAAUACUAAAGUGGGGUCAAGGAAUGAUGGUUAUUCUUCAUAUGCUCUUUACGAAAGCAAAUAUGAUUGUUCCUUCAAAGAUAUUUUUCAAACCAUUCUUGCCUUCUAGGACCUAUUACAUAGUCCACUAAAGCCAACAUAAAAAUACCAAUCAAAGAGUUUUACCAGACAUUGGAGGUGAUGUGGCUUCAGUGGAUAUUUCAGCCUUAUUUUCUCCAUUCCAAAUCUCAGGUCUGUCAGAUAUAACACAACAAACACAGGAUUUGUUACAGCUGGCAAAUUUUCUAUGCCUGCAUAAUAUUUCUAAUGAAUCAGUCCCUAAAUUAACGCACAAUAUGUAUUAUUUUAAUAGUCUAUGUAAAUAAAUUUAAAAAAAAUCCCACCAUACACUCUGAAUGUAGAUUAUAAAAUACAGAAGCUAUAUUUGAAUAAAUAUCCAAACAAGUCUGUCAACCCCAAAGGAAAUUAUCUAUUUCCUUCCAAGCCUUCCUUGAGCAGUUGAUAACCUUAAUUUUUUUUAUUUCCAGAGAAAAUGGUUUAUGUCAUCUGUGAAUGUAUAUAUGGACAUAUAUAAGGGAAUAUAUAUGCAGAUAUGGUAUGUGUGUAUAUAUGUAUUCCCCUAUAUAUAAAAGUCUCAUUUAUAUAUAUUAUAUAUAUUUAUGUAUAUAUAAAAUAUAUAUAAUGUUUUAGAAUAAGUUGCAUAUUGUGCCUGAUAAAUAAAACAUAAUUGUAAGCAAAUAAAAAAUUUCCACAAAUGACAGAAAAAAUUGAAGCUUUUCUGUAAGAGCAUAUGUUAUUUUUCAGUUUCUGCUAGAUUUAUUUAUAGUAGAAAUUAAUUCAAAAAGCUGCAGUAUUACAUAACACUGGUUUCUAACCAUGACUCAGUUCAAAGCAGCCUAAGAUCACUGAGAAUGUUCAUUGAGAUAGACAGCAAAACCUGCAUUGUUGGUGAACUUGAUGGCAGGGUGUCAUUGCUGUGGAAAUAUUAACUAAAUGAUCUCUGAACAGACUGCAACCAAUGUACUGAGUUUUUUUCUAAUGUCAUCUGUAUGACCAGUUCAUACAUAUUGGUGGACAUGGUAUCCUUGUAACAAGUAUGGAAAAUGAGAAUUCCCAUCCCCUGCAAACAAUAUUCCUGUUAGAGUAAUAUAUUAAAUUCUCCAAAACAUUAGUCACUAAAAACACUGACAAUGUAUCAUACCUUUUACAGGUUUUGGUGUUUUUAAUUUGUCUUCAAGUAGGCCCAUGAAAAAUCUACAUUUGGCUUUCACUCUAUAAAAGUUAUACCUUAAAAUUAUUGAGAGAUUUUUCAGAGUGGUAGAUAAGUCAUUUACAUAUAUUCCCUUCCUCAAAGAGUGAUACAGCUGCAUCUUCCACUUAUAGGCUACUUGGAAAGUUCACCAUAUCUGCAGUUUAUCAACAGAACCUGGUAUUGCUAUGCAAUAAUUAAACAUGCAGUAACCAUUGUUGUUGACUAAUAAAGUUAUUUCUUCCUUUCUGUAUUUUGCAAUACUAUAUGGUUUUUACUUGAAUAUAUUGGCUAGAUUUUUUUUUUGACAAUCAUUUAUUAGCUAGAGGUGCUAUUUAUGUUCCAAAGAGAUAUGAGUGAAUGAUAACGUUCUCUUUUUAGAUGCCAAAUCCUUUUUUUGACCUGACAAAAUUCAUUGUUCAUAAUGUAUAUUAACCCUGUAAAAUGCUUAUGCAUUGCAUUAAAUUGUAUUUAAAUGCAUUUUUGUUAAUUAACUUCUAUUCCAGGCUUGUACUACUGUGUAACAUGUCACAUUUGUCCAUAUAUAUUUAUGAGAAAUUACAAUGAAAAUUGUGUAUAAUAAGCAAUUGGGAGACAAAAAAGAAAAAUGAAAAUAAAAUUUCCAUGUAAAGUUUUUCUGAAA
Messenger RNA from Lonchura striata (white-rumped munia), 11171 nucleotides. RefSeq names its product solute carrier family 16 member 7 (gene SLC16A7). Gene Ontology annotation, molecular function: lactate transmembrane transporter activity. The record is from RefSeq and is a predicted model, not a curated record. NCBI's taxonomy places the organism in Eukaryota, Metazoa, Chordata, Aves, Passeriformes, Estrildidae. Gene Ontology annotation, biological process: plasma membrane lactate transport. Gene Ontology annotation, cellular component: basolateral plasma membrane.